AUGGUUAAGAGAACAGCUAAAGACAUUGAAGAUGCCAAAAUCGAUCAUCAUGAAGCCAAGAAGCUUUCUAAGACUUAUAUGAAACAUGUCAUCAAUACACAGGAUGAUUAUAAACAUAUGUACAUAAGCGUUCAGCCAUUAGAUAUAUUCUGUUGGGGUACUGGUUCCAUGUGUGAAUUAGGUUUAGGUCCAUUAGCCAAGAACAAAGAAGUAAAAAGACCUAGAUUGAAUCCAUUUUUACCUCACGAUGAGGCAAAGAUCGUGUCCUUUGCUGUUGGUGGGAUGCAUACGUUGGCUUUAGACUCAGAUAACAACAUUUGGUCUUGGGGUUGUAAUGAUGUUGGUGCUUUAGGUAGAGAUACAUCUGGGGCCAAGGAAAAUUUGAAAGAUAUGGACAAAGAAGACUCAAGCGAUGACGAUGAUGGGGAUUUAAAUGAAUUAGAAUCUACGCCAAGCAAAAUUCCAAGGGAAUGCUUCCCUCCAUUAGCUGACGGUCAUAAAAUUGUCCAAUUAGCUGCAACUGAUAAUCUGUCAUGUGCACUGUUCAGCAAUGGUGAUGUCUAUGCCUGGGGUACUUUCCGUUGUAAUGAAGGUAUUCUUGGAUUUUAUCAAGAUAAAAUAAAGAUUCAACUCACACCAUGGAAAGUUCCAAGCUUCUCCAAAUAUAGAGUCGUCCAAUUGGCACCAGGAAAGGACCACAUCUUAUUUUUGGAUGAAGAAGGUGUCGUCUUCGCAUGGGGUAACGGUCAACAAUAUCAAUUAGCUAGAAAAGUUAUGGAUAGAUUCCGUUUGAAGACUUUAGACCCAAGACCAUUUGGUUUAAGACAUAUUAAAUACAUUGCAAGUGGUGAAAAUCACUGUUUUGCCGUUGACAAAGAUGACAAAGUUUAUAGUUGGGGUUUAAACCAAUUUGGUCAGUGUGGUAUUUCUGAAAAUGUUGAAGAUGGUGCUCUAGUAAUCAAGCCAAAAAAAGUGUUACUACCUAAAGAUGAAGGAAUCAAGAUAAAAUCUAUUUCUGCCGGUGAACAUCACUCAUUGAUUUUGACACAAGAAGGUGACUUGUUUACUUUUGGUAGAUUAGACAUGUUUGAAGUUGGUGUCUCCAAAAGUAGAUUACCUGAAACUACAUACAAAGACGAACAUGACAAGGCCCGUUCGAUUCCAAUUCCAUUCAAAAUGUCAGAUGUACCUAAAUUUAAAACAAUUGCCGCAGGAUCACAUCAUUCAUUGGCUGUCGCUGCAAACGGUAUUGCUUAUUCGUGGGGUUUUGGUGAAACAUAUGCUGUUGGGUUAGGUCCUUCUGGUGACGACACAGAAGUUCCAACCAGAAUUAAAAAUACAGCUACACAAGAUCAUAACAUUAUUUUAGUUGGUUGUGGUGGUCAAUUUUCUGUUUCUGGUGGUAUCAAAUUAUCAGAUGAAGAGGCAGAAAAAAGAGCUGAUGAAAUGGAUGAUUAA
This is a messenger RNA of Kazachstania africana CBS 2517, 1458 nucleotides long. RefSeq names its product Ran guanyl-nucleotide exchange factor (gene SRM1). Gene Ontology annotation, molecular function: guanyl-nucleotide exchange factor activity. The transcript has a single exon. The record is from RefSeq and is a predicted model, not a curated record. Bases 1 to 1458 code for a protein of 485 amino acids. Gene Ontology annotation, cellular component: cytoplasm. NCBI's taxonomy places the organism in Eukaryota, Fungi, Ascomycota, Saccharomycetes, Saccharomycetales, Saccharomycetaceae.